Molecule: messenger RNA, 2604 nt
Organism: Fragaria vesca subsp. vesca
Lineage: Eukaryota; Viridiplantae; Streptophyta; Magnoliopsida; Rosales; Rosaceae
Product: U-box domain-containing protein 13-like
Exons: 4
Coding region: 146-2176 (676 amino acids)
Biological process (GO): protein ubiquitination; cell surface receptor signaling pathway
Cellular component (GO): nucleus; cytoplasm
Molecular function (GO): protein binding; ubiquitin-protein transferase activity
Source: RefSeq, a predicted model, not a curated record
ACUCUUUCUCUCUAAAAUAAAGCUCUCCUCUCUUCGUCUGAGACGACUCUCAUUUCCGCCCGCUUUCCAGACAAGUCCUCCCCAAUCACUCAAAUCCGACCUCCAAUACGGUGCCGUUUAUCGAGAUCAAAUCGGAAACACACCUAUGGAAGAAGAUAAAGGUGCUCUGGUUCAGAGCCUGAUUGACACGGUCAACGAAAUAGCUUCGAUCUCCGACUACAGAUGCACGGUGAAGAAGCAGUACUGCAAUUUGGCGAGGAGGCUGAAGCUGUUGACUCCAAUGUUCGAGGAGAUUAGGGAUAUGAAAGAGGCGGUGGUGCCGGAGGAGACUGUGAAAGCUUUGGUUUCGUUCAGGGAGACGCUGGAAUCGGCUAAGGAGUUGCUCAGAUUCGGCAGCGAAAGCAGCAAAAUUUACCUGGUUCUAGAAAGAGAGCAGACUAUGAAUAAGUUCCUUGAGGUGACAGCUCGAUUGGAACAAACUUUAAGUGGGAUUUCCUAUGAAGAGCUUGAUAUAUCAGAUGAAGUUAAGGAACAGGUUGAGCUUGUUCUAGCUCAGUUUAGAAGGGCCAAAGGAAGAGUUGAUUUACCUGAUGUUGAGCUAUAUGAGGAUCUCUCAUAUCUUUACAAUAAAAAUGAUGCAGCAACAGAUCCCACAGUCUUUAGACGACUGGUUGAAAAGUUACAAUUGGCAGGGAUAGGUGAACUUACACAAGAGUCACUAGCAUUGCAUGAGAUGGUCGCUUCCAGCGGUGGGGAUCCUGGAGCAAGCAUUGAGAAAAUGUCGAUGUUAUUGAAAAAGAUUAAGGAUUUUGUACAAACAGAAAAUCCCAACAUGGUUGCUCCUGCUACAGAAAAGAAUCUAGUUGCAACUUCCAGCGGACAAGCAUCUACUGACAAGAAUUGCAAGGCCCCAGUUAUACCUGAUGAUUUUCGAUGUCCAAUAUCAUUGGAAUUGAUGAAGGAUCCUGUCAUUGUUUCAACCGGGCAGACAUAUGAACGUUCCUGUAUUGAAAAGUGGCUGGAACAAGGGCAUGGUACAUGUCCGAAGACACAACAGACCCUCUCUAGCACCAGUCUCACACCGAACUAUGUUUUACGUAGCCUCAUAGCCCAGUGGUGUGAGGCAAAUGGUAUUGAAGUGCCAAAAAGGCCCAAUCGACCCAAUAAAACUGCAUCUGCUUGCUCGCCAGCAGAACGUACUAAGAUUGAAAAUCUUCUUCACAAACUAACAUCAGCAAACCCUGAAGACCAAAGGUCUGCUGCUGGUGAAAUCCGCCUUCUGGCCAAGCGUAAUGCAGAUAACCGUGUUGCUAUUGCUGAAGCUGGUGCAAUCCCCCUCCUUGUAGGGCUUCUUUCAACCCCUGAUUCUCGCACCCAAGAGCAUGCUGUGACAGCACUGCUCAACCUUUCAAUAUGUGAGGAUAACAAAGGAAGCAUCAUUUCCUGUGGAGCAGUUCCUGGUAUUGUUCAUGUGCUCAAGCACGGUGGAAUGGAAGCACGGGAAAAUGCAGCGGCAACCCUUUUCAGCCUUUCUGUUGUGGAUGAAAACAAGGUUAGAAUUGGUGCUUCGGGAGCCAUUCCACCGCUUGUUACACUGCUGAGUGAAGGUACUCAAAGGGGGAAAAAGGAUGCUGCAACAGCACUGUUUAACUUGUGCAUAUAUCAGGGGAACAAGGGGAAAGCAGUAAGGGCUGGUGUUGUUUCAACACUAAUGGAGCUGCUGACAGAAACUGGAGGGGGAAUGGUGGAUGAAGCACUGGCCAUUCUAGCAAUAUUGGCUAGCCAUCCUGAAGGGAAAGCAGCCAUUGGAGCUGCCGAGGCAGUGCCAGUUUUGGUUGAAGUCAUUGGGACUGGAUCUCCUCGAAACAGAGAAAAUGCAGCUGCGGUUUUGGUGCACCUGUGUUCUGGGGACCCACAAUAUAUGGUGGAUGCUCAGGAACUAGGAGUGAUGGAUUCAUUAUUGGAUUUGUCACAAAAUGGCACAGAUAGAGGCAAGAGAAAGGCUGCACAGUUGCUUGAGAGAAUGAAUCGGUUUAUCGAGCAGCAAGCUCAAGCUGAAGCUGAGGGCGAGACUGAGACAGAGGUCGAGGUCGAGGCUGUGAUUGAACCUCGGCCACUGACACAAUCCGAGACCCAGCAGCCACAGCCAUUGUCUGCAGUCAACGCCGACAGAUGAGUGUUCAUUUUGGUUUCCUUCUUGUUUGGUUGGUUUCUUUUGUUCCUUUUUAGUAUCAAAAGAGGCGGCUAUGCUAUCACAAGGGAGGUGGAAGAUCACCUUCCUAAUCUAUAAGUCAAUUCUUUUUAUGUGUGUGGGAUGAGAACUGUACUUUGGGAUAGUAAAAUUAUAAGAGCAUCAUGGGUUAGGGGGGAUAAGAGUAAAACAAAAGGAAGAAGGGCUGAUAUAUAUAGCUGACAUGUAUUUUGUGAAAUGUACCGUUGACUGUAAUCAUCCUCAGUUUUUGGUGAAGAGAUGUGCAGAACUUGUUUGCAUUUGCAAAUCGGUAGCAUCUGCUCUAAGGUUAUAAUCAGUGCUUCAAGUAUAGAGAGAGCAUGAGCUCAGAAACAUAUUGUCUAUCGAAUUCGAAUCAAUUUAAAGGUGUUGAG